This is a messenger RNA of Olea europaea var. sylvestris, 809 nucleotides long. RefSeq names its product protein RICE SALT SENSITIVE 3-like. The transcript is spliced from 6 exons. The record is from RefSeq and is a predicted model, not a curated record. Lineage: Eukaryota; Viridiplantae; Streptophyta; Magnoliopsida; Lamiales; Oleaceae. The annotation marks the transcript as partial.
AUUCAUCUUCUUUUUCUAUUUUUUCUCAUAGGUGGGAUAGCCAAGGAAGUGUAUAUGACAGAUCAAGAGGCAACAGGAGGAACUGGAUAUUGGUUUGGGAAGAUGGUUUCUGCAAUUUCGCUGCUUCAACAGCUGAGAUUAAUCCUAGUGAAUGCCCGGCCAGCUCGUCGGUUUACGAUUAUCAACACUAUCAGGGACUGCAGCCUGAGCUCUUCUUCAAGAUGUCCCAUGAAAUCUACAACUAUGGUGAAGGUUUAAUUGGAAAAGUUGCAGCAGAUCAUAGCCAUAAAUGGAUAUACAAAGAACCAAAUGAUCAAGAAAUUAACUUCUUAUCUGCAUGGCAUAACUCAGUUGAUUCUUAUCCCAGGACUUGGGAAGCUCAGUUCCAGUCCGGUAUAAAGACUAUUGCCUUGAUUGCUGUUAGAGAGGGUGUUAUUCAGCUAGGAGCUGUUCAUAAGGUUAUUGAAGACCUGAGCUAUGUUGUGUCACUAAGAAGGAAGCUCAGUUACAUUGAAAGCAUUCCAGGGGUUCUUUUGCCACAUCCAUCCUCUGCAGCAUACUCCAAUGCACCAGAAGCAUUUCAUUAUCAAAACAACAUGGUACCCCCCACUGAAUUCUACAAUCAUUUUAAUCAGCCAAUGAAAAUCACUCCUUCAAUGAGCAGCCUAGAAGCACUUCUCUCCAAGCUACCUUCUGUUAUCCCGGUAUCAUCUCCCCCGGUUUCUGGUUAUUACGAACCUCAACCUCAACACUUAGCCUUGACUAGGCCUAUCGAGCUAAUGGGAGUCGAUAAAGUGGCUAAGGAAGAG